CUACGCAAAGAUGGGUCGUAUGCAUGCACCAGGAAAGGGUAUAUCCCAGUCAGCAUUACCUUAUAGACGCAGUGUUCCAACAUGGUUAAAACUAACACCCGAGGACUGUAAAGAAUUAAUCCACAAACUAGCUAAAAAGGGACAUACUCCAUCUCAAAUUGGUGUAAUUCUUCGAGAUUCUCAUGGAGUGGCUCAAGUACGUUUUCGUACUGGAAAUAAAAUUCUCAGGAUUGUCAAAAGUAUGGGUCUUGCCCCAGAUUUGCCAGAAGAUCUUUACUAUUUGAUCAAGAAGGCUGUUGCUAUCAGGAAGCACUUAGAAAGGAAUCGCAAGGACAAAGAUAGCAAGUUCAGAUUGAUUCUUGUAGAAUCUAGAAUCCAUCGACUUGCCCGAUAUUACAAAUCAAAGGGUACUCUCCCAGCAAAUUGGAAAUAUGAGAGCUCUACUGCUAGUGCUCUUGUUGCUUAA
Habropoda laboriosa is the source of this 466-nucleotide messenger RNA. RefSeq names its product 40S ribosomal protein S13 (gene RpS13). The coding region runs from base 11 to 466 and encodes 151 amino acids. Gene Ontology annotation, molecular function: small ribosomal subunit rRNA binding; structural constituent of ribosome. The transcript is spliced from 3 exons. Gene Ontology annotation, cellular component: nucleolus; ribosome; cytosolic small ribosomal subunit. Gene Ontology annotation, biological process: translation. The record is from RefSeq and is a predicted model, not a curated record. NCBI's taxonomy places the organism in Eukaryota, Metazoa, Arthropoda, Insecta, Hymenoptera, Apidae.